AUUUCGGUAUACACGCUAAAUUCCCUGCGUAAUUUAAUUCAUUGCUCACAGACUCACAGUAGCAUUUCUUUAUAAGCACACGAUCGACCAAUCUCCAUCGAUCUCAAGUGGAAAGAGAGUUGAUUUAGCUGGUUUAGUGUUGUGGCAAGAAUAUGUCAGGUGCUGAAAGAGACCAAGGGGAGAUUGUCAUGGAGGAUGCUGAAAAGUCCUCACCAACACCACAGCAGGAAGAGGCAGUUGUCAAGAAAAAAUAUGGAGGAAUGAUGCCCAAGAAACCACCACUUAUUUCUAAGGAUCAUGAACGAGCCUAUUUUGACUCUGCUGAUUGGGCUUUGGGGAAGCAAGGUGCAGCGAAGCCUAAAGGACCACUUGAGGCUCUGCGGCCAAAGUUACAGCCUUCACAGCAGCAGACCCGGUACCGCAAGUCUCAGUAUGCACCAUCAGAAGGAGAAGAGGGACAUACACCACCAUCGGAAGAUGCAACUACAAACGAAUGAGAAGCAACUGGUAAUCCUCAAGGCGGGAAGUCCCUCCAACAUUAACUGCAUCCCUCACUAGUGAAAUAAAAUAUGAAAACAUAUUAUUCUAAAGAGAGAAUGCAUGACGCAUCUAACAUAGCUUGCUGCUGUAUUUUGAGGUCUUCCUGAUCCGUAACUGUUGUAGCCUAUAUUUCCUUUUAACUCUCUGUCACCGAUGAGCUACAAUAUAUGUUGCAAAACUUAACUUACGUUUGUUAUUUGUGCCAUUGUUAUUGCUGUCUGUUUAGUGUUUAAGCACGUUGAUGUUGUUGAA
Molecule: messenger RNA, 792 nt
Organism: Salvia splendens (bonfire salvia)
Lineage: Eukaryota; Viridiplantae; Streptophyta; Magnoliopsida; Lamiales; Lamiaceae
Exons: 7
Coding region: 153-497 (114 amino acids)
Cellular component (GO): cytoplasm
Molecular function (GO): protein phosphatase inhibitor activity
Source: RefSeq, a predicted model, not a curated record